UCACUCUGUUUGUCUUUCACGUCAUCAGAUAUGUCGCAAGCCACUCGUCCACCAGUCGCUGCCGCUUCGUUGCCGUCGCUCGGCGAGCGACUCCUUCUCUCGCCGCCGCCGCAUGACACCAAAUAUGUCGUCGUGACUGGAGGAGUGCUUUCGGGCGUUGGCAAGGGUGUUCUUGCUUCAUCCACGGGAGUCAUUCUCAAGUCUCGUGGUAUCAACAUCACCCACGUCAAGAUCGACCCCUACAUCAACAUUGAUGCCGGCUGCAUGUCGCCGUACGAACACGGCGAAGUGUUUGUCCUUGACGAUGGAGGAGAGGUCGAUCUGGAUCUGGGCAACUACGAGCGGUUCGGUGACAUCACCCUCACCUCGGACCACAACAUCACCACCGGCAAGAUGUAUAUGGAAGUCAUCCAGGCCGAGCGCCGCGGCGCGUACCUGGGCAAGACUGUCCAGGUUGUGCCACAUGUGUGUAACGCGGUGAAGGACUGGAUCAACCGCGUGGCGCGGAUGCCUGUCAGUCGCUUUGGCGGCAUCCCGCAGGUCUGCAUCAUCGAACUCGGCGGAACGAUCGGCGACAUCGAGUCGAUGCCGUUCAUUGAGGCUAUGCGCCAGAUGCAGUACGAGACGCCCGCCGAAGACUUUGCCCUCAUCCACGUCUCGCUCGUCCCCACCAUUGGCUCCGAGGCCAAGACCAAGCCGACCCAGCACUCUGUCAAGACCCUGCGCGGACUCGGCCUCUCGCCCAACGUCAUCGUCUGCCGGUCGCAGGACCCGCUGCCCGAGUCGGUCCGCGCCAAGAUUGCGCUCAAUGGUCACGUCCAGCUCCCGCAGGUGCUUUCGGUCUACAACCUGGCCAACGUCUUCCACGUCCCGUGCCUGCUCGAGGACAACGGGCUGACCGACUACCUCAUGUCGCACCUCCAGCUGGUGCCGGACGAGGAGCUCGUCAGCGCGUACUCGCUCAGCAACUGGCGCCUGAUGGCCACCGCCAUCGACAAGACCACCACCCCGGUCUCCAUCGCCCUCGUCGGCAAGUACCUCGACUCGGCGUCGGACACGUACCACUCGCUCAUCAAGGCGCUCAACCACGCGGCAUACGCCGCCCAUCGCAAGCUCAACCUCGUUCUCGUCGAGGCCCCCUCACUCGAGAAAGCCAUGCUCGACUCGGACGCUCCCGAGUACCACGCGACCUGGGCCAAGCUCUGCUCUGCCGACGGUGUCAUUGUGCCCGGAGGCUUUGGCGAGCGCGGCUUUGAGGGCAAGAUGGCCGCCGCAAAGUGGUGCCGCGAGCACAAGAUCCCGUUCCUCGGCAUCUGCCUUGGCCUCCAGGUUGCCGUCAUCGAGUACGCCCGCUCCGUCCUCCGCAUCAUCGACGCUGCGUCGGAGGAGAUGGAUUCCGACGCUGCCGAGCCCGUCAUCCUCAACAUGCCCGAGGUCUCCACCACCCAACUCGGCGGCACCAUGCGCCUCGGCUCGCGCCCGACCGACAUUGCCCACAACACCCUCGCUCACAAGCUUUACGGCACCGACAUCGUUUACGAGCGCCACCGCCACCGCUACGAGGUCAACCCCGAGUACAUCGACCGCCUCGAGGCCAAGGGCGAGCUGGUCUUUUCCGGCAAGGGCGACGAGAACCGCCGCAUGGAAAUCGUCGAGCUCAAGAGCCAUCCCUUCUACUUUGCCACCCAGUUCCAUCCCGAGUACACCACUCGCCCGCUCGUGCCGUCACCGCCCUUCCUCGGCCUCCUCCUCGCGGCCUCGUCUCAGCUCGACCACUACCUCGCCACCGGCUGCAUCGAGGACCCGCACGCUUCGCGCGCUCGCGCAAAGACCCCCAGGAACGUUGUGCCCGAGUGGUCCACCCCGCCUCCCACCCCACGCACCUCCGCCACCCAAUCCACCCCGGAGCCGACCGCCGCCGCCGCUUCGUCAUCGGCCGCGCCCUCGGCCACUCGUGCUUCGUGAGCGCACCCCGUCUCGCCAACACGGGCGCGGAGCCGCGGCGCCCCCAGCACGCCGCCUCCUCGUGCCGUCUUGCUCGUUGAUCGACAUCAAAGAAAGGGAAUAGCAGCUACUGGCCUUCACCCGCAUGCGCACGCCUCCGCCCGCCCGCUUGCUACAGCUCGGUCGCCAGCCGCUCCAGCCGCUCGCUCCACGCAAGAUCCAGCAGAACUCCCAACUCGUCGACGUCGACCGUCUGCGGCGCGUACUUUUCCGUCGACGUGGCAUCAAACAGAAAGUAGUGCCGCCCACCCACGGCCGUCGCCGUGUGGUAGUGGCAGAGGCACAUGUCACCCGCUGCAAUGUUCUCUACAAGCGCCACCUUUUGCGACGGCGGCGUAAAGACAAGAUUGACCAUGCCGGCGCCCGAGGUGCCAAACACCAUUCCGGCCCGCGAAAACAGCGAGAUCGUAUCCUCGAGUGUCAGUGGCUCCGAAUCGUCAAACACCACCAGCUGCGA
Molecule: messenger RNA, 2461 nt
Organism: Thecamonas trahens ATCC 50062
Lineage: Eukaryota; Apusomonadida; Apusomonadidae
Product: CTP synthase
Exons: 2
Coding region: 31-1965 (644 amino acids)
Biological process (GO): pyrimidine nucleobase biosynthetic process; CTP biosynthetic process
Cellular component (GO): cytoplasm; cytoophidium
Molecular function (GO): CTP synthase activity; identical protein binding
Source: RefSeq, a predicted model, not a curated record